GCGGAGUGGUGAGGGGAAGGAGGAGGGAAGUAGAACUUCAACAUGGCGGCUGUGGUACUGGCAGUGGGUACGGUGACGGUCUGGCCCGGAGCGGGCAGAGUUGGAGGUGGUGGCGUUCGCUUUCCCUAGGGGCCGUUAGGAGGUCAGCGGUGACCGAGGCUGGGAGGCCAUCCGGCGCCAGCACGUUUCGGCUUCUGGGACGGCAGCGGUAGCGGCGUUCAGGUUCUAAAUGGCUUCUAAGAAGUUGGGUGCAGAUUUUCAUGUAUGACUUCUCCUUGGAAAAGAAAACUAUUGAAUGGGCUGAAGAUAUUAAGAAAAUCCAAGAAGCCCAGCGGGAAGCAGAGCGCAAGGCUGAGGAAAUAGAAGCUAAAGUGAAUUCUAAGAGUGGCCCAGAGGGUGACAGCAAAAUGAGCUUCUCCAAGACUCACAGUACAGCCACAAUGCCACCUCCGAUUAAUCCCAUCCUUGCCAGCUUACAGCACAACAGCAUCCUCACCCCGACUCGGGUCAGCAGCAUUGCCAUGAAGCAGAAAGUUCUCAGCCCACCCCACACAAAGGCAGAUUUCAAUCCUGCUGACUUUGAGUGUGAAGAAGACCCAUUUGAUAAUCUGGAGUUAAAAACUAUUGAUGAGAAGGAAGAGCUGAGAAACAUUCUGGUAGGAACCACUGGACCCAUUAUGGCUCAGUUAUUAGAUAAUAACUUGCCCAGAGGCGGCUCUGGGUCUGUGUUACAGGAUGAGGAGGUCCUGGCAUCCCUGGAGCGGGCGACCUUGGAUAUCAAGCCUCUUCACAAACCCAAUGGCUUUAUAACCUUACCCCAGUUGGGCAACUGUGAAAAGAUGUCGCUGUCUUCUAAAGUGUCCCUCCCCCCCAUUCCUGCAGUAAGCAAUAUCAAAUCCUUGUCCUUCCCCAAACUUGACUCUGAUGACAGCAAUCAGAAGACAGCCAAGCUGGUGAGCACUUUCCAUAGCACAUCCUGCCUCCGUAAUGGCACCUUCCGGAAUUCUCUAAAGCCUUCCACCCAAAGCAGUGCCAGUGAGCUCAAUGGGCAUCAUACUCUUGGGCUUUCAGCUUUGAACUUGGACAGCGGCACAGAGGUGCCAACCCUGACUCCCUCAGAUCUGAUCUCCCAGAUGCCUUCCCUCUCUGUCUUGUCUGUGUGCACAGAAGAAUCGUCACCUCCAAAUACAGGUCCCACGGUAAGCCUUUUAAAUCCCCCUGAAUUAGAGCUCUAA
Molecule: messenger RNA, 1235 nt
Organism: Leptonychotes weddellii (Weddell seal)
Lineage: Eukaryota; Metazoa; Chordata; Mammalia; Carnivora; Phocidae
Source: RefSeq, a predicted model, not a curated record